Molecule: messenger RNA, 987 nt
Organism: Pomacea canaliculata
Lineage: Eukaryota; Metazoa; Mollusca; Gastropoda; Architaenioglossa; Ampullariidae
Exons: 4
Coding region: 416-925 (169 amino acids)
Source: RefSeq, a predicted model, not a curated record
AUAUACUUUUUCUGACAUCUUCUGACAUCGGUUUGUUAAUUUUCUAAAAAGCGUGACGGUAAGUGGCGCCCUCUGUAACCGUCCGAGCGAGGAAAAGCUGUUGGUCACGAUGGAUUUCAAACUUAUCUCGCAUCUUGGCCUCUCUAACCCUUCCCGCUGUGACUCGGCAUCAACCAGGCUUUAUUUCGUAAGUCGGGUAGACAGGGUACCCACACGACGCCGCGGCGCUGCUGGAAUGCUGGGAACUGGGUUGGGUAUAGGUCAAGGUCGCUGGACAGUGUGACGUAGUGAUGCAGUCUGACCAAUGACGUAGUCCCGGCGACACACCAUCCUCCUCUCUUCCAGUUCGUUUCUAACCACAAAAAGGAAAUAAUGGUAUCAGCAGGGUGGAGAGGGGACCGGGUGGGGUACAGCAAUGGGGUUAGAGUUACCUGCCCGGGGACUCCAUCAUUGCCUCACGAGGGAAGGAUUUGUCUUCCACCCAUGUCCAGUUUCUCUUAGGAUUAUGUCACGUGACUUCAGAUCCUUGAGCAUGUUGACGGCCCCCCACGUCCCUGACUUCAAACAAAACUCAGUUCCUCCAGUUGCUACGAGUCUGAGGGGUUCGUUGUCUGUACUUUUGCUGUUUGUAUUCUCGAUAUUUCGUCAGAUCCCUUGGCCCGUCAUGGUGUCACGCGAUGGUCUCGGGUGGCUGCUGACGUCAUGGGUAUUGUCAACGACCAUCCUCGCACAGCCCUAUGACUGCCCGCUAGGGUGGACAUCAUUCGAAGACCACUGUUACCAUUUUGUCUUCUACCCGACACAAACGUACCACGCAGCCACGGCCACCUGUGAGCAAGAUGGCGCCUAUCUACUGAGUGUCAACAGCGAGGCUGAACACACUUUCAUUUCCCAAAGGCUAACUCGAACCGAGCUCGACAGGUGAGCAAUCGCAUUAUACGGUGAUGACACCACACGGUAAUAAUACAUAUAGUAUGUACAAAGUAU